CGACAACGAUUUCAAGGAAAUCGAUAACAAGCUGAUCUCUCAACGAUCCAGAUCCUUAGCCAACUCUCAUCAAGUCGAUCUCACAUCUGACAAAAUGGAUUUCCUCGUCAACCGUCCCAACCGAGUCCUCGAGAAGCAGAAGUACCUGCAGUCCUUGUCCGGCAAGGAGAUGGUCUUUUGGCGAGGAACCAGGUCGAAGAUCUACGUCACCGCCUACUGCGCUCUUCUCGGAGUUUCGCUCCUCGGAACCGGUACCACUCUCGUUCGAUACGCUUUCGGUACCGCCCCCAAGAAGGGCGAGCCCGCUGCCGAGUAAACACUCGCGAGGCGAGCAUGGAAUGGGAAAAAUUGUACAUCAAAUUGAAGUGUAGCGGGAUGCAUGGGAAGCACGGUCUUGCGGG
This is a messenger RNA of Filobasidium floriforme, 401 nucleotides long. RefSeq lists its product as uncharacterized. The coding region runs from base 95 to 316 and encodes 73 amino acids. NCBI's taxonomy places the organism in Eukaryota, Fungi, Basidiomycota, Tremellomycetes, Filobasidiales, Filobasidiaceae. The transcript has 4 exons. The record is from RefSeq and is a predicted model, not a curated record.